Molecule: messenger RNA, 612 nt
Organism: Penicillium diatomitis
Lineage: Eukaryota; Fungi; Ascomycota; Eurotiomycetes; Eurotiales; Aspergillaceae
Exons: 3
Coding region: 1-612 (203 amino acids)
Source: RefSeq, a predicted model, not a curated record
AUGGGUCGCGAGGAUAAGACUCUUGGGGCUACGCCUCUUGACGAAGACUACAUCGACAUUCACCACCCAGAAUUCAAGGACAUGUCCAUCGAAAUGACCCCAGAUCUCAAAGACGCUCUAACGAUAGCUCGAGAUUUUCCAGAGGGUCCCUACCUCGUAGAUUGUCCUACACUGUAUGAACAUUUCGGCCUGGCAACCAAGCUCUACAGAGAGAUCCAGCUCGUCGUAAAGCGACACCAGGACCAGCUCCGCGAGUGGGAGAGACUUAACAAUGCAAUGUCGAAGCUCGACCCAGCUACGCAGAGUCAUCUUGAAAGAUAUCUUGCUGAGUGUAAAACCCGCAUGGUUUACACGACAUCAUUUCUCGAUAACCUGAAGGGGUACGAUACUCCACGAUCUCAAGCUGACUCGGCAGCAGAAAGAUCGACGCCUUCAAUAGAUGAGGACUCGUCUUUGAAUCCUGAUAACGAAGAAGACAUGGAGGAUCAGCCUACACGCGAACACAACACGUUGGAGCUCGGCUCACUCGAGCAAGAACCGACCUCGGGGAGUCAAAAAGCAAGCGCCAUCUUGAAGGGUAUGGUUGCAGGGACUCCGAGACUUCAAUUCUGA